AUGAAUUUUACUAAGAAGAUGGAUCGCGCCUUUCAAUGGGCUGGCGAGAAGAUGGGUCAUGAGGCCAAAACUGGUCAUACAGACGAAUUCAAGAGUCUGGAGACAGAGAUGGCUCUUCGACAUGACGGCUACGAACGUCUUCAAAAAUCCAUGAACACUUAUGUCAAGUCGCUUUCUCGCAAGGGUGAGACAUUCGAAGACAAGGAGAAGGGUCUCCCUGUCAGCUACCUUGGACGGACAAUGAUGAGCCACGGCGAGGAUUUCGAGCCGGACUCAGAAUUUGGCAAUUGCUUAGUUGCCAUGGGUAGGGCCAACGAACGCAUCGCUGGCAUUCAGGAGACAUAUGUUGCGCAUGCUACCUCUUACUGGUUAGAAGGGCUAGAGCGGUCGCUAGCUAUGAUGAAAGAAUACCAGUCUGCCCGUAAGAAGCUCGAGAACAGACGUCUCACAUAUGACGCAAGCAUGGUAAAGAUGCAAAAGGCGAAACGAGAAGACUUUAGACUUGAAGAUGAGCUUCGAACCGCAAAAGCCAAGUACGAGGAGUCGUCUGAAGAUGUACUUCGCCGAAUGCAAGAUAUCAAGGAGGCCGAAGCUGAAUCCGUGCGCGACCUUACGUGUUUCCUUGAUUGCGAGUUGGACUACUACGAACGCUGUGCCGAGGAGCUCCGUCGUGUGAAGCAGGAAUGGGUUGCUGGUCAGGGUCAGACAUCCGGCGGUUCUCGACCUUCUGAGCUUAGUGUCUCGCGACGUUCGACGAGAAGUAGGAGCAACACAGCCCAAUCAUUUUCGGAACGAAAUGAUCGCACUGAACGAUGGGCAAGCCGACAAGACAAUUACGACCGAGACGAACCAACCCCCGAGCCUGUGCAGAUGCCCAUUCGCUCAAGCCCGUACCGUGGAAGUGGAUCAGUAACUCCUGAGGCGCAAAGACCGGGGAUUAGUCGGGCAAGUACACACGCGGGUGCAUUUGAUGGGCCACCACCAAGACAACAGUCGUACCGUGAACCUCCAGUCCCGCCUUCCGAUUCACUACGCAAGACGCCCAUGGCACCACCCCCAGCUAUAGGAUCUCUCCGCAACAAUUUGCGCCCCGUAAAUAGAGUCCAGACCAACCAGAAUUUGAGCCCCGACGUCUACGUAGAUGAUUACGACACGACCAAUAGUAGCGGGAGCCCAGACUACGAUCGCAGCGAAAGCCCUGCCACGAGCUAUGGGAGUUUAAGUCGCACUACGAGUAACACCGGGUUACGUACUACGGGGACGACGGGAGUGGUAAAAAAGGCUCCUCCACCACCACCUCCGAGCAGAGCUAAGAAACCGGCGCCACCUAUUCCCUCUAGACCAGCGGGGUACUAA
Molecule: messenger RNA, 1356 nt
Organism: Daldinia childiae
Lineage: Eukaryota; Fungi; Ascomycota; Sordariomycetes; Xylariales; Hypoxylaceae
Exons: 4
Coding region: 1-1356 (451 amino acids)
Cellular component (GO): cytoplasm
Molecular function (GO): protein binding
Source: RefSeq, a predicted model, not a curated record